This is a messenger RNA of Dromiciops gliroides (monito del monte), 393 nucleotides long. Its product is annotated as sperm acrosome membrane-associated protein 4-like. The transcript has a single exon. Lineage: Eukaryota; Metazoa; Chordata; Mammalia; Microbiotheria; Microbiotheriidae. Bases 1 to 393 code for a protein of 130 amino acids. The record is from RefSeq and is a predicted model, not a curated record.
AUGGGCACACUGUCAUCACUGUCCCUGGGCCUGACAAUGGCCUUAGCCUGCGUCACAAUGGUAGUUACCAAGCACUGCUAUUAUUGUGACCUUACCAAUAUGGGCAACUGUGUGGGCAUUCCCAUGCACUGUGGGGAAGAAGAGGAUUGCUACUUUGGACAAGGCACAGCCACCGGCCUCACCCACGUUAUCAACAAGGGGUGUGUGGAAGCCACUCGCUGCAGUAGGGAGCAACGUAUCAGUUACAUGGGGGUCACCUACAACUUCCUCACCUACUGCUGCAGAGGGAACCUGUGCAAUGCUGGCCCUCCCAGCCCAAAGCUAGCCCAGCGGAGCAUCAACACCAUGAUCGCAGGGCUGACCUUCACCCUCCUUCUGAACUGGAUGCUGUGA